ACCAAUCAGGAGGUAUUGAAGAAGUCCUUAGCUACACCAGAGCCCAGGAGAUCAGCUGGUUCAAUGAAGAGUCACUUAAAUCAAACCGGAGCUAUUUAUGGCAAGAUUGGACAAUCUUUCGGUUUGAUCAUUUCCAAGCCAUUCCAAUCCGACCAGAAGACAUCAGGACUAAACCAAGACGUCCAGGAGACAUUAAAGGAGUCCAAGAAGUGUUCCAUGAGUUCAUACCAUGCACCAGCCCUCAUUGGAUCAGGAGGAUCCACACUUACACCAAGCUGCCUUAUUUGGAGAAUCUUGCAAUAAAGCUCCAACAGCUCUUUCUUCAGAUCAGGCACGACAUCAGCUCAUUCCAGACCAUAAAGAAGAUUCCCAGGAAGCUCACUUAUCCCCUUAAACCAUCCAGGUUCAAGAAGAUAUCAAGAUAAAAGAUCAUCUCUUUGCAAAGGCCACAAAUCAGGCUAAAGGCUAGUUUCAUGGAGCCAUCAAAGCCUUUGCUUCCAAGAUUUUUAUUUCAAAUUUAUUUCUUUCCUUUAGUCAUUUUUAGUCUGUUAGAGAGUCCCAAGGUCGAGCCUAUAUAAGCUCAGUAGUUGUCUUGUAAUAAAACCACCCUUGAAUUUUAUGAAUGCAUUUGCAGUUUUUUCUAGUUUUUCUUAAAACUAUUAUCUAAGUCUUUUGAGUGUUGUGAGAAGCAGCUCUUGAGCAACCUGAAGUAUCAAAGCCUCCUUUCACAGAGCUUUGUGGCGUCCUUAAUCCCCCCAUCAUUUCCAUCUACUGAUUUUCCUUGAGAGAGACUUCAGUCUAGCAAGGAAAUCCCAUAUCUAUCCAUCUUCCAUCCAUUGAUCUUGUUGAGAGAGACUUCAGUCCAGCAACAAAGAUCUCAUCUCCAUCAAUCUAUCCCUUUUCUAUUUGUUUUUAUUCAUAUUAUCAUUCUGAUUCAUAUUCAUAUUUGCUCUUGUUUGCAUCAUAAACUUAUAAAACUCAUAAAAAGGUUCACUCUUUGUUUCAGGUACCAAUCCGAACUAUUGGACUAAACCUCAGUUCCAUAUUUCCGGAAGGCCUGACCCUGUGCCCACAACAUUUUGGUAUCAGAGCUCAAAGCUCCUGAAUCAGGUCCAUUCUAUCCUUGCAUCAUUCAUUUGCUUGCAUUUGUUUUCAUCUUAAAUCAAAAAAAAAAACAGUUUUUGCAUUGUUUUGUUCUUAAGAAAAGAAAAACAAAAGAGAAGAAGUUUCUUGCAUUUGAUUCAUGAAAAUUUUGAAAAGAAAUCUCACAUUGUGUUUGCAUUCAUUGCCCAGCUCCCCUUGCCAUAUUUAUAUUUUGUGCAUUCAUUUCAAAAAAUUUUUUUUUUUGCAUUUUGCAUUUUUGACUCUUCCAUAGAAAAUUCAAAACAAAAUUCAGCAUUAGUUUUCUUUCCAUAUUUUCUUUUCAUUUGUGUUAAUUGUCAUUCCAUAUUAGUUUCAUUUCGAGUUUGCAUUAAAAAAACCAAAAGAAAAAUCAUUUUUGCAUAGUUGAUUUCAUUUCGGUUCAUAUUUGCAUAUUUAUCGGUUUUGUUUAAAUUAGUUUGCAUUGCUGCAUUGUUAUUUUUCUAAACCAGAACUUCCCUAUUCUUCACUUGAUCUUUGAGAGUGUUUUCAGGAAGCCAUGGUAGGAGAAACACACGGACAAAGUCAGAUGGCCAAGAAGAGCCAACAUUUGACAGCUUUGCAAGAGGUUGAACAGAUUGCUCAGUUGAGGAAAAGAAGAAAGGCACAAGGCCAACGUCCACAGCCAGGAGAAAGAAGAUUUGGAUAUGCACCAGAGGCUGUCUAUGUCGAGCCCAAGCCACCAGAUCCUUCAAGGAUCAAUCAAACCCCAAUUUCUAAAAUCCACAACCAUCAUGUUGUUAAUUCUCGGUUUGAUUAUAACUCUUUUGCUGAUAAAAUUGAACUCUUAAAAUUUUCAGGAAAAAUAGGUUAUCUUAGAUGGGAGAGGAACCUUGAUGAAUGGUUUCACUACAACAACAUCUUGAAGGAAGAAAAGCUAGCUUAUGCCAUUGAUCAUCUAAAAGGAGAUGCCUUUAAAUGGUGGGUACAAGAAGAAGAUGAUAGGAGGUUUUACAAGGAGCCAACUAUCAAAACGUGGAGAGCUCUUAAGGAAGCCAUGAGACAUGAGUUUGCACCAGAGUUUACAAGUUCUGAAAUUAAGGAACUUUAUCCAAGGAGGUAUCCAACUCAUGGUUCCAAAGAAGCUAGAAAAGUUGUUGCACAAGAGAGUAAGAGAGGCUGGUCUCAACAAGCCAACUUGCAACCAAACCAGGGGCACGCCAUUGUCCAAUGCCUAGACCAGAAAAGUGACAUCCCAAAGGCCAUGGAGAGUAGAAGUGUCAGCCAAAACACUUUGAUCAGAACCAAAGCAAAACCAUUGCUAGAUACUAUGCAAGUAAAAGCUAAGGUAAGUCCUAUACUUAAUAAUUUGGUUUAUGAAUCUUCUCCCACUGGUAUGAGUCACUUGUCUUUGUCAAAGAAUGUUAAGACAGGUCCUGAGGUCCAGCAAAAUCCGAACUCCACAUCCUUGUUUGAAUCCAAAGUUCACAAAGAAUUAUUUCCAAGGAACAAGGAGAUUUUAGACCUCAAAGAGGAGGACACACCAAGCCAAGGCAAGUCUUCUGAUUUUAAAAUUCUGAAAGAUCAGACAUGUUUUAAAUGUCAUAAAAUAGGACACCUUGCUGAAGCUUGUCCCAUUAAACAUGUAUUGAAAGAAACAUCACUAGAAACUGAAACUGAAAAUUUUAAAAUAAGUGAUAGUUUUAUUCAAUCUGAUUUGUUGGUUCCAAAUUCUUGUAUAAUGCACUUGUCUUUGUCAAAGGGUAUUGUAUCAGGAAUUAAGGAGCAUGAACUUAAAAGAGAAGACCUAUUCUACCAGCAUGGUAUUGCUAAAGAGGAGGAAGCCAUAAGUGAGGCUGGAAGAAAUGAUUUGUUGCUUAAAGAAGCAAAACCUGUAAUCAAAGUAUCAAACCAAGGUAAGUGUUUAACAUCACCUUUAGAUACUGGUUUAAAUUUUUAUAUUCUUGGUACAGGGAUACCAGAUGAGAGCUCUAUGCUUACUGAAGUGCCAAGGGCCGAGCUAGACCCUGAGAUCAAUCAAAAUCCACACCACAAGUGGAAACCAAAAUCUGAACAAAGAAUUGUUCAAGUGCCAAAACCUGAGGUAAAUUUCACUAUAGAUCAGAGUGCUAUUAUUAUAUCCAUGAUAAGAUUAAUGCACUUGUCUUGUCCAAGAGAAUGUGAAAUAUUUUCAGGAACAAAGGAGGAGUACACUGCCCAAAAAGAAGAGACACAAUCCAUGAUGUUACAAGAUGCUGAAUCAAUGCCAAUAAAAGUCAGCCAAAUAAAGGGAAGUGUUUCUAAUUUAAAUUUGCCCUUAUUACUUGAUAAAGAAGACAUUAUGCACUUGUCUUUGCCAAGAAAUUUUGAUCCAGGAAUAAAAGAAGUUGAAGUUCAUAACCACCAAAGUCAAAAGUUGCAAAGAAGACAGCAACCAAAAACAAGAUAUCCAAAGAAGAAAAUCAUUCUUCAACUUAUGGAAGCUAUCAAAGUAAGUCUGGAAAUUUCAAAUUAUUUUUAUCAGUGUCCAAACACAGGUAUAAUGCACUUGCUUUUUGUCCAGAAAGAUGAGAAAUUUUCAGGUUGCAAAGAAGAAAGCUUUAAAGAAAUCCCACCGGAUAAUCUUUUAUUGCUUGGAGAAUCAGUCCCAAAGAUGGUCAGAACCAUCAACUCCAAAAGUGUGGAGAACCAUCAUCUCCAGAAGGGAAGAAAUGACAAUGUCCAGGCCAGAGGCGUGAUCAUUUCCCAUUUCUUUAAAGAAGAGCCACCAGAUGCACAAACCAUUACCAAACCAAAAUUGUAUCAAGGUAAAGUUCUAAACUCCCAAAAGAGAAUGAAACCUGACUUGCUCUAUUGUGGUGUAUCAGGUUAUCCAGUUUUGAGGUCAAAACCUUCACAAGGGGGAGGGGAUGAUGUGGUCAUCAAACCAGUAGCUGAACCGGAGGUCAACCAACCUGCACAAACCGGCCACUUUGGAGGUACCAGCGACAGAGGUACUAAUCCGAACUAUUGGACUAAACCUCAGUUCCAUAUUCCGGACUGCCUGAUCCUUGCCCACAACAGUAAUGGUCUGGGUGCUCUAUUAAUCGAUGAUGUAGGUGCCACGACAUGGCGCUUCCUCUUUCCACUCAUCGCCGGAGAUUUAUUAGUAGUGGCUUCUGUGAAAUCGCCGGUGUGAGAGGUUGAUGUAGGGAGAGAAGAGAGUUGGAGUUGAGGCUGUGAGAUAAACAAAUGGUUAUUAGAUUAGGGUUAAUUUGUUAAACGUAGGGAUUAACAAUGGUUUGGCGCUUGUAAUUUUUUGAGGCUGUGAGAUCCCAUCUCCAUCAAUGGUUUGGCGCUUGUAAUUUUUUGGCUUUUGGGUUUGGGCGCUUCUAAUUUUUUUUGCUUUUGGGUUUGGGCGGUUUAGCCAAAAAAUUGGGUUUAGGCGUGGGUUAGUUAAAAAUUUGGUUUUAGGCAGGUUUUAAUUUUUUUUUUCAACUAGGUAGGUUUUAAUUAGUAGCUAAUUACAAUUAAAAAAAAAAACUACACACCCAUAAGAUCAAUGUUUCAAUAAUAAAUC
This is a messenger RNA of Raphanus sativus (radish), 4639 nucleotides long. RefSeq lists its product as uncharacterized. Gene Ontology annotation, molecular function: zinc ion binding; nucleic acid binding. The coding region runs from base 1640 to 4258 and encodes 872 amino acids. The record is from RefSeq and is a predicted model, not a curated record. NCBI's taxonomy places the organism in Eukaryota, Viridiplantae, Streptophyta, Magnoliopsida, Brassicales, Brassicaceae. The transcript has 2 exons.